Messenger RNA from Clavispora lusitaniae ATCC 42720, 2022 nucleotides. It is a transcript of the gene LYS4, whose product is annotated as homoaconitate hydratase. Gene Ontology annotation, molecular function: 4 iron, 4 sulfur cluster binding; homoaconitate hydratase activity. The record is from RefSeq and is a predicted model, not a curated record. NCBI's taxonomy places the organism in Eukaryota, Fungi, Ascomycota, Pichiomycetes, Serinales, Metschnikowiaceae. Gene Ontology annotation, biological process: L-lysine biosynthetic process.
AUGUUGUUUCGAAGAGGCCUCUCAUGUUCGGCCGUGCUAGCCCGCGGCCAGAACUUGACGGAAAAGAUUGUUCAAAAGUACGCCGUCGGGCUCCCGCUGGGAAAGAAGGUGUUUUCCGGAGACUAUGUGUCUAUCCAGCCUGCUCAUUGCAUGUCUCACGACAACUCGUGGCCUGUGGCGUCUAAAUUCAUGGGCUUGGGUGCCGACAAAGUGCACGAUAACAGACAGAUUGUGUGCACGUUGGACCACGACGUCCAGAACCGGUCCGAGCAGAACUUGACCAAGUAUGCCAACAUUCAGAAAUUUGCCGAGCGCCAGGGCAUCGACUUCUAUCCGGCCGGCAGAGGCAUUGGCCACCAGAUCAUGAUUGAGGAGGGCUACGCGUUUCCCUUGAGCUUGUGCGUGGCGUCAGACUCGCACUCGAACACUUAUGGUGGUGUUGGUGCUUUAGGAACUCCGAUUGUUCGUACAGACGCAGCUGCAAUCUGGGCCACGGGCCAAACGUGGUGGCAGAUCCCGCCUGUGGCCAAGGUCGAGCUUGUGGGCUCUUUGCGCCCUGGUGUAACGGGAAAAGAUGUGAUUGUUGCUCUCUGUGGAGUUUUCAACCACGAUGAAGUGUUGAACCACGCAAUUGAAUUCGUGGGCGACGGCGUUCUGUCUUUGCCUGUGGACUACCGUUUGACCAUCGCCAACAUGACCACGGAAUGGGGUGCGUUAUCUGGUCUUUUUCCUGUCGAUGAUGUGUUGGUGGACUUUUAUCACCAACGUCUCCAGAAGUUGCCUCAGCCACACCCACGCGUGAACAAGGAGACUGUUUCGCAAUUGGAGAAGAACCGUGAGCAGUCUGAUUCUGAUGCUGUGUACGCCAAACAUUUGCGCAUAGACUUGGCCUCGCUUUCGCCUUGUGUUUCCGGACCUAAUUCUGUUAAGGUUUCUGCGCCGCUUUACGAGUUGGCGCAACAACAGAUCCCUAUCAACAAGGCAUACUUGGUUUCGUGUACCAACUCGCGCUUGAGCGAUAUCCAGGCCGCCGCUGAUAUUAUUCGUGGCCGCAAGGUUGCCCCAGGUGUGGAGUUUUAUGUUGCUGCAGCAUCGGCCAACGUCCAAAGCGACGCCGAAGCUACUGGCGCAUGGGAAGACAUUUUGGCUGCUGGUGCCGUGCCGCUUCCUGCCGGAUGUGGUCCCUGUAUUGGAUUGGGAACUGGUUUAUUGAAAGACGGCGAGGUGGGAAUUUCGGCCACCAACAGAAACUUCAAGGGCCGCAUGGGCUCUAAGGAUGCUUUGGCAUACUUGGCGUCGCCCGAAGUUGUGGCCGCUUCUGCUGUUUUGGGCCGCAUUGGCGGACCCGAGGAAUUGGACGGAACUCCAGUUCCUGCGCCAGGCGAAAUUGUCAAGUCGAUCGAGAUCGCCAAGCCCGCCGAGUCUGGCGAUGCAAGCGCUUCUGUGGAUGUUUUGGACGAGUUUCCAAAGUCCAUCGAGGGCGAAUUGAUCUUGUGUGACGCAGACAACAUCAACACUGACGGAAUCUACCCUGGAAAAUACACCUACCAAGACGACAUUUCCAAGGAAAAGAUGGCCGAGGUUUGUAUGGAAAACUAUGACUCUGAGUUCAAGAACAAGACUAAGGCCAGCGACAUUAUCGUUUCCGGCUACAACUUCGGCACAGGCUCUUCUCGUGAACAAGCAGCCACUGCUAUCUUGGCCCGUGGAAUGAAAUUGGUCGUUGCGGGUUCUUUUGGAAACAUCUUCUCCAGAAACUGCAUCAACAACGCUUUGUUGACGUUGGAAAUCCCAGCGUUGAUCAACCAGUUGCGCGAAAAGUAUAGCGGAUCCAACGAAUUGACCAUCAGAACCGGGUGGUUUUUGAAGUGGGACGUCACCAAGGCACUUGUGACAAUUACAGACUCAGAGGGAAACGUAAUUUUGGAGCAAAAGGUUGGUGAACUUGGCACAAACUUGCAAGAUAUCAUAGUCAAGGGGGGACUAGAAGGCUGGGUUAAGGCACAGCUUGCCAAGGCAUAG